CAUGCCAUAUGAUAUGCUUAUGCCGCCACCAUUCUAGCUAGCUGGCUGGCCAAUGGCGGAGUGGAGACUUUACGCUGUUAUUCAACAUAAUUCAGGACUGGACGGACGGACUAGGCACGAAUCAGGAUAUGAUAUGGGAGUCUUAACUUGCGUUUUUCUUUUCCCUGCUCCUACGCUGUUCUGUGUACUACUACUGGGUAUUUACGUUGUACUACAGGCAGGCCUGGUGCUGAAAAUAAUCAUCAUCUCGCUCUCUCCCCUCUCCCCUACAGCGAGAGAUUUUAACCUUUCCCCCCCUUUCUUUUUUUUGUGGCUCGAGCUCCGGUGUUACGCUGUACUGCGUAGACCCAUCCACCGCCCUUCCAGCCCUUAAAACCCCCCCCCCCCCAUUUAUCGACCCAUUCCAUCCUCCCCGAUAUCUGCUGCGUACGUCGUCUCGGGGGUGAUUGUCACCAAUAGAUCUCCCUCCGUUCCAUGUCGCUGCUGCUUUGGGGUUCAGAGGGACGCCAUCUUCUCCCCCUAACUGGUCAAUCAUCGGCGAGAAAAAUAGGGAUUGACCAUGUCUGCCCGUCCGCCUCCACUGGGCGCUUCCGCCAUUCAGAAUCACCACAGCCAUUUAUCGUCCACGCCCUCUUCCUCUCAUUCGACUCUGCUUCAACAACGCCAGAAAACUCCUCCACAAGCUCUCCCUCUCCAGACCGUUCCUGCGAACGGGCAAUCCGUAGCUGUUUCUUCCCCCACCCGCAGGAAGCCUCUCCCGGGCGUCCCCGCCUCUGCUUCUUCCCUAGAUGCAAAGCCUCUUCCUCCCAUUAAUAGCAAUAACUCUAAAAGCCCAGAAGCAUCAUCGUCGCCAGCGUCUUCUUCUAGCUUCGUGAUUAGGGAUCUUGAUCGAUUCCCUCACGGCCAACCCCUUGUUUUCUCUCCCAAGGCAAUCGACCAACAAAGAGAAGUCUAUUUCGGAUCCGCGAAUGGAAGGAAUUUGGAACAAUCCGUUCAUUCUCGCCUGGUCAGCGAACCCCUAAUUCCUCUCGCUUCUCCCACCCUCUCGCAGGGCUCAAACAAAGCCGCAGACCACAAACGCUCUGUCACUAUGGCUCUACAUCCUCGAACGAACAGACCACCACCGCUACGAGCCGAUUCAGUAAAGACAAUGCCCAGUCCCAGCGAAUUUAAGAACCAGCCAAAGACUCCAGGAAAUAAAAUCACUUCAUUUUUCGGCUGGAAGUCAGCGUCUUCCCCUGGAGCAGAAUCGAGUAGCACCGAGAUCUCUGACUCGGGCCACUCAAACCUUCCAUCCCCAAUCAAUGGCUCAGCCCUGCCAACUUCCUUCUCGUCACGUUACCCUUCUCACGAUUCGUAUGGUGCUCCCGCCCCCAGAAUGCCUGAUCGAUCGUUCUCCAUUGCAGAGCAAGACAUGAACGCGAAAUUGAAGGAAAUGGAACAUGAGUUGCGCGAGAUCAGUUCAGAAUUGGCUGGCUCUAUCAAACGUGAAAUGGAAUUGGAAGAUUUGGUUGAGAGAUUACAGCUGGAAGCUACAGUUGGGCCUGAGCCGAACCGUCGGACUAGCGAUUACUUCUCCGAUUCGGGAACGAGCUCCGUAAAAUAUCCGCUCAGCGACGCUGGCGGCAGCAGCAGAGCGGAAGAAUUCGAGAGAAUGAAACGAAACCUGGAGCAAGAACGUGCUCAGUUAAAAGUUGAUUUAUCUCAAAGGUGGCAGGAAGAGCGAUCUCGUCGCGUCGCCUUUGAGUCUCAUGUUCGGAUACUGGAGGGGCAGGUAGAGCAGCUACGUCGUGAGAGAGUGGACGCCUCGAAUAUAAACGCAAAAACGAAAGAAUUAGAGGCCGCAUUAGAAGAUACUCGACGGCGGUUGACGGAAGAACGACAGCUAAAAGACAACUUCGAGGAUCUAUUGACGGCUAUGAGAGUCGAACUCGAGCAGCUUCGAAAUGAACGGGACCAACUCCGAAAUGAAACUGUUCCGCAGCUUCAAGCCAAAUUACAACAUGAUUUGCAAGGAUUGCGCAACGAGAAUGCUAUGUUAAGUCAAGCGAGGAAAAUACAGCUAGACAUGCAGCAGCAACAAGUCCGAAUAAACUCGAUUGCCGAAGAGGAUGGAAUGUCUAUGGGUAAAGGUAGUCUGUCAAGAUCUAAUUCGCUUGCACGAGGCCUACCAAGACCAAGUGGCCUAGGUCGCUCAGGGUCCGUCUCAAGACAGGGAUCCCGACCAGCCUCCAUUAUUGGCAAGGAGCGUGAAUUUAAAGAAUCAUUGGUAGAUCGGAUGAAAGACGUAGAGAUGCAACGUGAUGCCCUCCACCAGACUGUCAGGAGUCUCCUUGAGCGUCAGAACGUACAAACUCGAGAAAACGAGAAGCGGAUCCGGAUGCUGGAGAUUGAGCUCGAACGUGCCCGACAAUCAGGUUCCCCACGAAGAUUAGGCUAUGAACGGGAUGUUAUAAAUUUGCGGGAGGAAAUUAAUCUUCUUAGGCGCCGGGCUGAUGAGGCGCUGGAGCAAAAAUGGCAGUGUGAGAAGGGAUUGGCCGGAUUGAAAAUGGACCUGGACCGUGCUGAGCAGGAGACCGGUUCCCUCCGCGCGCUACUGCAGGAACACGAUAUCCUUGUCCCCGCCGCAGCUAAAAGCGACUUGGCAGACUUCAAUACAUCAAGCUCUUCGCUUGAAGAUGCCUUCACGCAACUGCAAGCAGACAGCGCUUAUGUCCAGGACCCCGACAAUGGCCUCGGACUACAAGUUCUCCAGCAACUAGCCACGAACAAGGCAUUGAAACAGCGUCUCUCAGAGGCAAUUGACAAGGGAGAACGCGAACAAAAUAACUCAGCAACCAGAAUCAACGAAUUGCAAACCCGCCUCAAGUUCCUCGAGGAUGCCCUUAUGGCCGCGCAGCAUGCCUCCGAGGAGGAAGUUGCUAAACACGAGCGGGAAAUCGAGGCGCUGAAAGAAACCCACAACGCCCAGCUCAUGCGCGCGAAGAAUGGUAGUAGAAGCCCCGCCUUACUCUCCCCAAGGAUGCCCAAAUCACCCUUCUCCGGACCCCGGUCUCCACGGCUUGGCCAAACAACAAGUGGUGAGGGAAUUUCCCUUAACCAGGCUAUUAAGAUGGAGGCUGUAGAAGCACGCGUCCAGGAGCUUGAGAAGGCCCUGCGCGAAGCUGAUCGGGAGAUGGAAACUGUUGUUGGUCGUAUGAAUAUGGCACAGAUUGAGGUUGCUGAGUUGCAAUCUGACAGAGACGAAGCAAUCCGCCAGACCCGCAAGCUACAAGCCCAAAUCCAAGCUGAGCGUGAAAAGUGCCAGAAGGGAAUUCUUCAAUGAAAGAAUAACACCAAAUAAAGUAUAUAGGAACGAAAAGGUCCUGCCGAUUCAACGACGCCUUUCCGAAAUAAACGUUCUCUCACGCGAUAAACUAUUUUUCCCUACGUGCAUGAUGGUAUAUACACGUAUUUAAUAUAUUAAUCAUAAACCCCUGCUCCGCCUGCUACCAACUAAGGAAACAGAAGAUAUUAUAGACAUUAACAUCUUGCAUACGCAUCCCAUACACACAUAUACGCAUGCGCAUGCACAUCUUGCAACCUAUACAUGCCGUUCAACUACCGUUGGAAUUUUUCAGCUCCUUGUUUUCUUGUUUUCCAUUUUACCUUGUUUCGAUUAUCAGUCACCAAUAGGAAUUUUCCCCUCCUUUCUAGGAGGGGGCCGCCAUUGUUUUUCUUCACUUCUGCCCUUAUAUUCUUGCUUGCAUAUCAGCCCAGGCGUCAAAUUCUUUCAAUAAUUUACCUCUUUUACAUUCCAUUCGUUUUUGGCGCGAGAAUACCCCACGAGUUUAUUUGUUUAUUUUUACUUUACUUUUAUUUUAUUUUAUUUUUUCUGUCUUCAGCAAAAGAAUAGCACCAUCGCACACUGCAUACAUUUUCACAUUCUUUUUAUAUUAAGGGAUAAAAAGGCUCUUUCAUACCAAGAAAGAUUAGUUAUGUUGUUUGGCAUAUUUUCUUUUGGUCAUCUUUUUUGCACCACUUAUCAUCAGCUCUUCUUUCACCCUUUGUUAUAACGAAUUUCAAGAUUCGCCUCCAUGCAGUGUUUCCCUUUUUUCACCUGUGGAUGAAUUUCCUUUUCAAAAAAUCUGUCAAUCUACUCUCUGCAUAUUUGGCUGAGGUAUCUUUGGGUUUCGUGUGUCGUCUUAUUCUUUGCUUUAUCACUGGAUUUGAGGGUUGGUUGUACUGUUAUAUUAUAUUUGCCUUUCAUCGUGACGUCGGAGACUCGAGAUGGUGCCUUCUUCUCUUUCCCGUUUUCUCGCCUCAGAGAUGAAACGUGCGGUGGAACGGCAUGGCUGAUUGAAUAUAUGUAUAAACUUACUUUUCCUUUACCAAGUUUUUGCUUUCUUGAGCGUUUUGUCUCUUCGUUUCAUCUGUCUUAGCGGCCCCUUUGCUUUGCUCUUUUUUUUUUUUUUUUUUUGUCUACUUUUCAGCCAAAUUCUGUAUAGUAUUUUUCUCUUCUCUUUUAUUUAUUUUGUUUCGUGCUCUAUAUAUGUAUACCGCUGCUGGUUGAAAUUUGAAUUGUCAAUGUAUGUUAGAUUUGUUUUAGCGCUUUUAUGCUUUUUUUCCUAGCUGGAGCAGGCGUUGUCCUAUCAGUAGUGCGGCUCCUGUUUGAGAUGGCCGUUUUUAUUUGAAAAGCGGUAAAGAAAAGGUAAUUAAUCCGAAUCAACCUAAUACCUUCUCAAUCUACCCUCUUGUUUGCCCAAGGCAGGCAAAAAUAAAGAAAACAAAAAAAUGAAUUUCAAAAAAAAAAGAAAAAAGAAAAAGAGA
Blastomyces gilchristii SLH14081 is the source of this 4809-nucleotide messenger RNA. RefSeq lists its product as uncharacterized. The record is from RefSeq and is a predicted model, not a curated record. The transcript has 4 exons. Bases 560 to 3325 code for a protein of 921 amino acids. Lineage: Eukaryota; Fungi; Ascomycota; Eurotiomycetes; Onygenales; Ajellomycetaceae.